AAGAAGAGGAGGAGGAUUAGUUGUCUUCUUUCAUCUCAAGUCUAUGGCUCAGUUCUUUCCAGUUAUAUUUCUAAUUCUUUUUCCAUUGAUCUUCCUUGCCUUUUUGAGAUACAGCCUGCUUAAUGCCAGUUGUGGGGAAAUAUUCCACUUGGGUGUAUUAGGAAAGCCAUGAUACACAUGAGUCCUUCUACAUGUAGAUGGUGGCCUAACUAGGAGAUAUCGGCACAUGUCAGCCACUCAAACUACAAUGACCUUUUAAAGCCUUGUCUCAUCUUCUUCAAAACAUAUUCCUAGCCCUUUCCUCCUCCUUCACAUUUGUUUUGAUUUAUGCUUAGAGCCUGCCUGGUUCCAGGUGUGUGGAAAGCUGCCAGCCUGGAUUUAUGAAGACCGUUCGGGAAGGAAAGCCGAUGUGCUGCUACGACUGUCUUCCAUGUCCAGAAGAAACCAUCUCUGCUCGGGAAGAUGCUGCUUUAUGCACCAAAUGCCCACUAGACCAGCAUCCAAACAAGGACCAAAAUCGAUGCGUCCCCAAGAACACCACUUUCCUGUCCUAUGAAGAAUCUCUGGGGAACAUCCUGGUUUCCAUUGCCCUCCUCUUGUCCAUAACCACAUGUACUGUUUUUGGGGUCUUCAUUACAAACCAAGAAACUCCCAUUGUCAAAGCCAACAACCGGGACCUCUCCUACGUUCUCCUGGUCUCUCUCCUGCUUUCCUUCUUGUCCUCUUUCCUCUUCAUUGGCCAGCCAAGUGAAGCAACCUGCCUUCUUCAACAAAUAGUCUUCAAUGUCAUCUUCUCAGUGGCUGUCUCUUCCCUCUUGGCCAAAACCAUCACCGUGGUGCUGGCCUUCCUGGCCACAAGUCCAGGGAACAGGGCCAGGAGGUGGCUGGGGAAGACCUUGGCCAACGCCAUUGUCCUUUCCUGUUCCUCCGUCCAGGUUCUCAUCUGCUCCCUCUGGCUGGGCCUUUCCCCUCCCUUCCCAGACUCUGACAUGCACUCCCAGCCUGGGGAGAUCCUCCUGAAGUGCAACCCAGGGUCGGCGGCCAUGUUCUAUGCUGCCCUGGGCUACUUGGGCUUCCUGGCCGGGGUCUGCUUCACGGUGGCCUUCCUGGCUCGGAAGCUGCCGGGGUCCUUCAACGAGGCCCAGCUGAUCACCUUCAGCAUGCUGGUCUUCUGCAGCGUCUGGGUCUCCUUCGUGCCCACCUACCUGAGCACCAAGGGGAAGAACGUGGUGGCCGUGCAGGUCUUCUCCAUCCUGGCCUCCGGCGCUGGGCUCCUGAUAGGGAUCUUCCUCCCCAAGAGCUACAUCAUUCUCCUCCGGCCGGACCUGAACACAAAGGAGCAUCUAGCUAUAAAAAGUAAAGGUAGCACCUAAUUCUUAAAGUAUCACUUUGCCAAUUCAUGCACAAAACAGGGGUUGAAAAUAUACAGCGGGCCCUUGGUAACUGUUGAAGUUUGGUUCCAGGAAGUUUGGUACCCAGUGGAUACUAAAGUAAAUGGAUGC
This is a messenger RNA of Anolis carolinensis (green anole), 1502 nucleotides long. Its product is annotated as vomeronasal type-2 receptor 26. Gene Ontology annotation, cellular component: plasma membrane. The record is from RefSeq and is a predicted model, not a curated record. Gene Ontology annotation, biological process: G protein-coupled receptor signaling pathway. Gene Ontology annotation, molecular function: G protein-coupled receptor activity. The coding region runs from base 381 to 1373 and encodes 330 amino acids. NCBI's taxonomy places the organism in Eukaryota, Metazoa, Chordata, Lepidosauria, Squamata, Anolidae. The transcript is spliced from 2 exons.